Messenger RNA from Zasmidium cellare ATCC 36951, 1578 nucleotides. RefSeq lists its product as uncharacterized. Gene Ontology annotation, cellular component: membrane. Gene Ontology annotation, molecular function: transmembrane transporter activity. The coding region runs from base 1 to 1578 and encodes 525 amino acids. The record is from RefSeq and is a predicted model, not a curated record. Gene Ontology annotation, biological process: transmembrane transport. NCBI's taxonomy places the organism in Eukaryota, Fungi, Ascomycota, Dothideomycetes, Mycosphaerellales, Mycosphaerellaceae. The transcript is spliced from 6 exons.
AUGGAUGACAAUCCACCUAGCGACCGGCAAAACGACGAGGACGCAAGACAUAAUGACCCCAGGCCCAGAUCUCCCCACGACCAAACCCAGAGAGAAGCCAAUGUGGCUGUCCCAGCCCUACUAUCUGUACUUCUCAUGACACUACUCAGCGUCAGACUCAUGUCCCUACCCCUAAAUCGGAUCUUGGAGUUACGCUACUGUCUAUCCUACUACCAAGUCCACGAUCCAGCCAAAAUUCCUGCCCAUGGCGAGAUUCCUGAAAGCGACUGUAAGUUGGAGGAUAUUCAGCGGAAGCUUGGCUGGAUGAUGGGCGCUUUGGAUACGGCGAUGCAGGCUUGUGAUCUCGUGAUCGCCACGCCGAUGGGGUAUCUCGCGGACAAGAUUGGGCGGCGAUUGGUGCUCGCCCUGAACUGCACAAGCACGGCCGUCCUUCUCAUAUGGAUCAUUUUUGUCGGCGGAGUUCAAUCAAUUCCAACAGCGGCAAUCCUCGCAGGGCCUUUCCUGUCCCUGUUCGGCGGAGGCAACAACGUUUUCAAGUCAGUGUCAGUUGCCUUGAUGAGCGACCUGGCUGGGACAGAGACUCAAAGGACGACCUACAUCUCGUAUUUCCUGUCCACGGACUAUAUUGCCUUGUUAGCUGGUCCAAUGCUGGCAGGAGUUCUCAUGCCGCAUGGACUACUGCUGCCGCUCUGGACAGGAGUCGUACUCAUCGGUCUUGGACUGCCGCUUUUGAGCCUGGUGCCGAAACACAACUCCAGACUUAAUAGAUCAUCGCCGCCCUCAACGAGCUUGAAUGACUGUAUUGACGACCGCGAACAGAGGCCGCUAUUGCAUGAAGAUAGAAUCGCCGCCGAAACAGCGACAACGAAACCCCAAUUACAGCAGCCAAACGCCCAUCGUACUAUCAAUUUCUUCGCCGAAUACACCAGCCUCAUCAAAGCCUCCCAAAACUUCCGACUAGUUCUCUUGGCUAAAUUUCUCUCUUCAUUCGCCAGUUCGUCCUCCAACAUUCUUGCUCUAUACAUCACUCUGCGUACCGGAUGGAGCUUUGCUGAGGUCGGGUACAUCUACACCCUCAAAGGAACAAUCAACAUCCUCCUCGCUGCCGUCAUUGUCCCGACCUGCGCACGAUACUUCACUGGCAAAGUGUCCUCGGACCAAGGCUCAAACUUCGUUUUCAACCUCAUCUCCACCAAACUAGCUCUACUAGCCUCCAUCAUCGGCGCCAUUCUAGUCGGACUCGCAGCAACCAAACCAACAAUAAUAACCGCCCUCUGCAUCUACGCCCUCGGCUCCGUCCUCCCCAUCUUCAUGUACGCCAUCGCUCGUUCGCCCGAGCUCGGCGUCCUGGACGAAAGCAACGAAGGGAGUGGUUUUACUGUCCUCGUCGUAGUGCAAGCUAUCGGAGCUUUGCUCGGCGCUCCGACGAUGGCUGCGGUCUGGGUGCGGGCGAUUGAGAUGGGAGGGCGGGGUCUUGGAUUGCCGUACUUUGUUUCUGCGGCUGCUUAUGCGGGGGCGCUGGUGGUGAUGCUUUUUGUUACUGGGGAUGGUAGGCCAGACGCUCGACGGUUGGACUGA